This is a messenger RNA of Alternaria ventricosa, 972 nucleotides long. RefSeq lists its product as uncharacterized. The transcript has a single exon. Gene Ontology annotation, molecular function: acid phosphatase activity. Gene Ontology annotation, cellular component: fungal-type cell wall. The record is from RefSeq and is a predicted model, not a curated record. The coding region runs from base 1 to 972 and encodes 323 amino acids. Lineage: Eukaryota; Fungi; Ascomycota; Dothideomycetes; Pleosporales; Pleosporaceae.
AUGGACCACGGCCUCGGUGCAGGAGCUGUAACAAAAGUCUGGAAUAUCUUGUACCAUCUCGGCGGAAACGGGCCAUGGGUGGAAAAGAUCAUCGAUGUCGUUGACGGAGGUGUUGCUCCGCCGGAGGGAUGCGAGGUGGUGCAGGUUCACAUGAUGUCUAGGCAUGCUGAGCGCUAUCCUACGAAGAAGGCGGGUAGGAAGCAGAAAGCAGUCGUUCAGCGCAUGAAAGACAGUAACAAGACUUUCGAGGGCAAUCUGGCGUUCUUCAAUGAUUGGGAGCUUUUCUGGUCUUCAGACGAUACCCAGCUGGAGCAAUUGACAACUACUGGGCCUUUCGCGGGUAUACUUUCCUCUUUCACCACCGGCAUUCGUCUGCGUACACGUUACCAGCAUCUUCUGGAACAAGCUGAUUUCAAACCUUCCAACAAGCCUACUACAUUCUGGGCCAGCGACUCAAAUCGCGUCAUCGAGACAGCUAAGCACUUCGCCGCAGGCUUCUUCGGCAUCGACUAUACCACUAGCAAUACAGCUACUCUUCGUGUCAUAUCCGAACAUUCUUCGAUUGGUGCAAAUACUCUAACACCCGGACGAACAUGUCUGGCCAACAAGAAAGAUAAAGCAGAAGGUCAACAGAAAGGCUAUCGUCUGAUGCACGAGUACCGGGCCACAUAUAUGCCGCCUAUCCGCGAAAGAUUACUCAACCAGACAGGCAUGAGCUUUGACGACCACGAGAUCUACGCUAUGCAGGAAAUGUGCGGUUUCGAGACGACAGUACGCGGUCGCAGCGACUGGUGUGACGUCUUCACUCGAGACGAGUUCCUCAGCUUUGAAUAUGCACGAGACAUCUUGCAUUAUUAUCGCGCAGGCCCAGGUCAAAAGUAUGCCACGAGUAUGGGGUGGCUGUGGUUGAAUGCUACAACAAACCUGCUGCUUGAGGGCCCGAGCGCUGGCCCAUUGUUCUUCAGCUUGUGA